GCUCUACAACACACAUCAAAAAACCCCUCCACAACAACUGCACCCCACUCCUCCCCUCAACUUCUAGCUAGCCAUGGCGGAGAAGAAGGAGCAGGCCAGACCACUAGCCCAAGCCACGGACCGCCUUAGCAGCGGGGACGACGACGAGGAGGCCACCCUACGCAAACAAAAAACAAGGCGUAAAAGGUGUAUGAUCAAAUGUUGCGGCUGUAUCGUAGCCUUUGUGCUAAUUCUAGUUGUGGUGAUCUUGAUUCUGAUAUUCACCGUGUUCCGCGUUAAGGACCCGACCAUCAAAAUGAACAGUAUCUCAGUCACCAGGUUGGAGCUGAUCAACCGAAUGACACCUAUAUUCGGCAUCAACAUGUCCCUGAAAGCAGAUGUGUCGGUCAAAAAUCCGAACGUGGCGUCCUUCAAAUAUAAGAACACGACCAUAACGUUGUUUUACCGCGACAUGGUUGUGGGCGAGGUACAAACACCACCAGGGAAGGCAAAGGCAAGGCGAACCGUCCAUAUGAAUAUAACAGUGGAUAUUAUCGUCGACCGCCUCAUGUCCCAGUCCAAUAUUCCAGAUUUGCUAGCAGAUGUGAGCUCAGGGCUUUUGACCGUGGGAGCCUAUUCAAGAAUACCGGGGAGAGUGAAACUGUGGAGCAUUAUCAAUAAGGAUGUUGUUGUGAAAUUGAAUUGCACCUUGACCGUCAAUAUUUCGAGCCGGAUGAUUCAAGAUCUGAAGUGCAAGCGGAAGGUUAGCCUUUAGGAUAU
Juglans regia (Persian walnut) is the source of this 759-nucleotide messenger RNA. RefSeq lists its product as uncharacterized. The record is from RefSeq and is a predicted model, not a curated record. Bases 74 to 754 code for a protein of 226 amino acids. The transcript has a single exon. NCBI's taxonomy places the organism in Eukaryota, Viridiplantae, Streptophyta, Magnoliopsida, Fagales, Juglandaceae.